Molecule: messenger RNA, 882 nt
Organism: Microthlaspi erraticum
Lineage: Eukaryota; Viridiplantae; Streptophyta; Magnoliopsida; Brassicales; Brassicaceae
Source: the annotation of a GenBank genome assembly
AUGGUGACCUUUAGGCAGCUGGAGAUCUUGUUUGGGUUCAACUAUGGAGAGGGAACCAAGUGGAACUUCAAGGAAAAGGAACUCCAAAGGGUUUGGGCUACAAUCGCUGAUGGAGUGUACUCUUCCUCAAGGUCCAAGGCAGCUCAGAUCAGGAGCCCAGUCUUGAGAUAUGUGCACAAGGCACUUGCCAACACCUUCUUUGCAAGGAAGGCAACCGGGACAAUCAACGAGGGGGAACUCAAGUUUCUUGACAUGGGAAUCAAGCCCCUUCUCUCACGCACAAGCGAUGGCAAGAGGAUAAGGGGAGAUAGGUCUGACACAGGGAACUUGAUGCCUUUCCUUGACCACCUCCUCACCUACAAGAUCACAGCUUACAACACUAGGCACCAAAGAGGAAGAAAGCUUAGUAUUGGAGGGCUCAUCACACCUAUCUUGUGUGCUGCUGGAGUAAACCCAACUGAUAGGAGAGCUACUGAACCAGGUUGGAUGGACAUCAAGUUUUGCAAGACCAACCUCCUCAUUGAGCACAAGGAGUUAGAUGGGAGGUUCCAAUUCAAGUUCACACAUCCAUUGGUUGGACCCUCCAAGUUUCUCCUGCCUAACCCAGAGCUCACCACAGUUGUAAGGGGUGAGAACAUUGAUUUUAGACCCCCUGUGUACACAUUAGUUGGGCAUGAGGAUGAUCUGCGAGAAGAGGAGCCUGAGCUCGAUCGAGCUGAGUCUCGAGCUGAGGGUCGAGCUGGUCUGAGGAGCCUCAGUUUGAGACCCUGGAUUCGAGUACGAUCAACCAGUACCAGGACUUCUCUCAGACCAACUGGACCCCUACAACCGCUUCGAGCGAGCACAGCUCCACCAAGGCCAAGGAAGCCACACACACUUUGA